Messenger RNA from Varroa destructor (honeybee mite), 4230 nucleotides. RefSeq lists its product as uncharacterized. The record is from RefSeq and is a predicted model, not a curated record. Lineage: Eukaryota; Metazoa; Arthropoda; Arachnida; Mesostigmata; Varroidae.
UCGAACUGCAUCGAAUUCAACUUUUGGCGCGCUCGUUCAAAUAUCGAAAGGAAAGACCAGCCCCGUUCCUUUCCCUCUGUCUUGUUGGCCUUAACAGCCCUUCAACGCCUGCUUCAACUUCGAAAAUGAACAAUAAUAAACAGCUUAAGUUUCGGUCAACGAGCGAUUGCUAUGUUCAUCAGCCGGCCGAGUUAACCCAACUGCCUGGUAUUAUGCACGGUUCUGGUCUGUGUUUAACCUCUUGGUGCUGUCCUUUCCCGUUUUGAAUGCGUUGGCGUUGUAACAUUCUUAUAGUCAACUGAUAGUUCUGCUGCUUAUGUUGCAGUCCGGCUUGUCUCCCUUUUUCUCCCUCUCUGGGGUGCCCCUCUCACACUGUGUUGAGUGUAAAUCCGUUGUUGGUAAAAGAGCGUCAAGGGGCAAUCAAGUGUCAUGUGCUGUUAGGAGAGGCUCGGUACCAUUGGCGCCUGAAUAAUUGAGAACAGUUUGCCUCAGGCAAGUGGAUAAUAAGAAUAAGAGUGGCUAUUUGUGUUGUGGUAACGGCAUGGUUGUGUUUGGCUUGCACACUGCGAAUGCCCAUUUAUGUCACGUAAAAGUAACUGUGGCAAUAAUGUUUUUGGAUCAUCUAUAGUUGUUAUAUCCAUUAGAAGUAACAUGUGCCAAGGGUGAAACAUGUCUAUCUGGAAGAAAGACCAGUGCCCGUGAAAGAGUGACUUGAUAUGUGCUGGUCAGCAUGCGUUUUCUAAGUGUGUCGGAUAAACGUUGAAUACGACGAUCGGUGACGAGUUAGCGAUAUAAUUUCAUUGCAGCCAUAUUAGCAGAUACCGUAGUAAUAUGGAGAGCAAAAACCUACCUGGUAUAGCGGUGUUUGGCUCGGGUCGAACUGUUCGAGUGGUCGUGCCACAUCUUCGAUUGCGCGGUUUUCGUAUCGAAGCUCUCUGGGCUCGUACAGCCGAUCUUGCGAAAGAGGCCGCAGCUGAGCUGGAUAUUCCGUUCUGGACCACUCGUGAAGAUGACGCGCUGCUACGGAAGAACGUCAGCCUUGUGGCCAUUCUUUGCGAACCGCAUCUUCACUCAGGCAUCGCUGUGAAGGCUCUUCGAAUCGGUAAGCACGUCCUCUGCGAUAGGCCGGCAGGCUUAGAUAAUGCCGACGUACUGAAAAUGGUCCAAGCUUCACAAUACUACCCGUCACUGAUCUCAAUUGUGGGUCACACACUCCGGUUUCUGCCGUGCUUCGUUCAUAUGAAACGUCAGUUAGCCGACGGCUACGUCGGAGAAGUACAGAGCAUAGAUGUCCGAGUGAUGUGUGGGAGCUUAUUUCAAGACCGUUACUCAUGGUUGCAAGAUGCUCGCGCAGGAGGUGGGGCACUAGCGAACUUUGGUAGUCAUCUCAUCGAUAUCAUCAGUUUUAUCACGGGUCUACGUGCUACUCGAGUUAUGGGUACUCUACGAACGUUAGAGGUAUCAAAAGAUGUGUUUCAUCAAGCGCAGGCCGACGAUCUGUGCGCAUUCCAAUUGGAAAUGGAUAACGGGGCGCUCGCGACCGUAAACAUUAACACACGCUUUGCUGGCCAGUACUCUGAGGAGUUAACGAUAUGUGGUAUAAGCGGCAUUCUCGUUGUGCGAUCGGGUGACCUGUUUGGCCAAAAAGUGGGAUCAAUGAAAGAGGAUGUCCUCUACCUAGAUGUCGAAGAUCUUAAACAGUCGCCGUCGAUUUUGCCCCGCAAUAUUACGGACCUCACCAAGGAGAAGCUUCAGGAGAAGAUUCAUCCGCCACAUUUGCCUAAAGCCCAUGUUAAAGGGUGGAUCAAACUGAUCGGCUCCCUGAAGGAGGCCUUCGUUGCGAAGCCCAGCCUCUGCCAAUGGACAAAGGAACGUGUUCAAAGCGCAGCAACAUUCGAAGAGGCAUUCUACGUACAGUGUGUCGUUGAUGCUGUACGCCAGUCUUCCACCGAUAAGCAAUGGGUGCGGGUAGUUGCAAAUGCGAACGAGAUGCCUAUCCUCGAGCGACACGAUGCUUCCAAUAAGCUUUAUACUGGACUAUAUCGAGUCAAUCAAGGACUAUCCCUGUAGACUUUUAAAGAACCGUAUUUGCAUCGUUUCGUCCCUUGCUUCAUAGUAGAACAUCCACUAAAUUUCAUCUAAAUUAGGUCAUCCAUCACUCUCCCGUUAGAUUAGCAGCUGCGCUUCAUCGAAUACAAUCACAAUACUAAUAGUAGAGACAACGAAACUCUAAAUGACCAAAAAAUAGCCGUACGACGUGUCUUUACUAUCGCCUGCAAUCAUCACCAGAUGAGCGCGAGAGGCAGUUGAAGUCGCUACAUGUUUACUAGGCGUGUUAUCGAUCGAAAUCGUUGGAUUCAGCAAGAUCAGUCAGCUGUCUGCGAUGAUAGGGGCAGCCUGCCAAAGUCGACGAACGGACCAACACACAGCCAACUAGCUAGUCAAACAACGCGGCAAUGACACCGACCAGCUCCAGGAUAAUCUGUUCUCCGAGGAUCGACGCACAGAAAAGGCAUCACAGCUCCUGUAUAGGGGGAAGGGUGCCGCGGUAACCCUUGUCGAGGCCGCCACCGCAAGGAUUUGUUCACAUUGAAUUCCCAUCUCACGAUGUGCCUACGAAUAGAAUAUUAUGAAUAUAGAAUGCGAAACUUGAUAUAGAAUUUUUCAAUUUUCGAAUCAAAUGGACGGGUAAAGAAACAUUUUUCUGGUGGUCAGUGUUGUCAGUCAAUUUGCCUCUUAUUAAGCAGCGAUGUUAAGAGUUCGGCAUGAAAUCGGCAAGCUGACGGUAUUUAUCUUAUAACCUCUGAAAGAAGGUGCAGUAAUGUCGAGGGAAGUUCAGCAGUUAGCAGCGUUACGGGUAGUAGUUGAUGCCGUGGACGAUGUGCUUACCAGCUUCAGCUCCGCAAAGACGAAAAUCAUCGAAGUCAAUGAGUUAAUUGACUCGGACUCCGACUCUACUGCUGAACUCCCCAUACCGGCCAGGCGCAUCGAGCUUCCUUCUUCCUCCUCAGAAGAUUACGGGAGUUCAUCGCCAGCUUUCUUGACGGAGGACGGCUAUGACGAACUUUCAAAUGAGACGAUUACGUUGGAAAUCGCGAAGGGGUUGGACAACUUGUUGCAUGAAUACAAGCUUCUUGACAAAGGAUUGCGCCAGUUGGACUCUGUGAUAGACACAGACGACAUCGGCUCUCUAGGCGACCAAGUGUCGUCGCCCGCGAAAUAUUCGAGUGAGCUUAUAUCUAACUUCACGUAUGGAGGAUAUGAUGAAUAUGGUUUAGUCUUCUGGAACGACGACUUCACCGAGAGCGAUUAUCAGUACACAGACGCUGAAGAUAGCUUCCACGACGCUGAUGAUGAUGAUGAUGAUGAUGACGACGACGACGACGACGACGACGACCCGUAUUUUAAAGAAGACGAGGUCGAAUGGCCGAAUGAGCGGCAGUACACGCCGUCGCCAGCUGGGGGCUCUUUAGUACAGGUGAGUGCCAUGACGAAGUCUGCAGUAGAACUUCUCCAAUCAUUACUGUUAUCGCUUUUUCAUACGGACGAGCGACCGGCGCGACUUAUCGACGUGACCACUGAUGCUCAACUGCGAACGGUGAUUAAAAACACCUCCAAGUUGCUGGCAAGGGUGGCACAUGCAAUUGAGGCGACAAUAGCCAUUCUUGAAGCGAUGUUCGACGAAAUACGAGAUGACGCUGCUGGAUUUGAUCGGGACCCAUUUGUAUUAUAGACGACGCAGGAGAGCUAAGUGUCCUGUGACGUCGAUCAUUUUGUCAUCUAGUAGACUUAGUCAAAUAAGGUCAGGUAAAUAAAUCCGUAAUUUAAUACGUUAAGCAGUAAUUCGCAGGAUAGUUCGAUCCAGGAAGGAUUACGCCUGGUUCAGACGAGCAAACCAGACAAAUCGCCCAUUACCGCUUAAGGCUUAAAUUCAACCGAAUUUGUCCUUGCACAUUUUGCCACCGGGUUUGACAGGAAAUAGGCUCAUAAUGAGACUAAUGAUGAUUUGUAUUACUCCGAUUGUCUCAAGUUCUUAAACGUUCGUAUCGAGUCGGCUCUUGUUCUCUAUCUUAUGCCUUGUAUCAAUUCCUAUAGUUGUUCUUAAUCGUGGACUUUAAGAAAUUAGUUAUAAAGUUUGUGUCCACUUUGUUAGUUAAUGUGAUUUGUGAAUUACGCAGCUUACAACAAAAAGUAUGGUAUCCCUUAUUUGAUUUUAAUAAUGAUUGUUUU